UCCCCAUUCAUCCAUUAUCAAUUCCCAGUUCCCGCUCUCCUUACUUCUUGUAUCUUCUUCUGCUGCCUGAUGGCUCUUGUUUCUUGACCACUUACACCCCCUUAUCCUAUAUAUACCUACGUCUUCAUCCCUCUCUCUGGUACUACUUUGAUCGCGAACCCUUAAAUCCCCUUCCCCCCAAAAAGCGAUGGCUUCAGGAAGCUGAUCUAUUUACUGACUGCCAAAAGUUCCCAUGUUGUCGCGCUGAGAUAUGAUUACCUGGGGAUGCGCUCCUGGAAAUGAAUUUUCUUUCGCUGGUAGAAGCGUUCCUGGCUAGCUAGAAGACCUGCCAGCAUUUUCAAGGGGCUUUUUAAUUAAACCAUGGACUUUCCAGGCGGGUCCGUCACAAACAUACGCGUCAUUGACGGAUUCUCGCACAUUUACUGGAGAAUAUAUACCGAAGAGCCUGGUAUUACAAAUACUCCUGGCGAGCCUUCCGCAAAUGGCUAUACCAUUUUGAAACAUCUCAGCCGUCUCAAAGAUCUGGAGCUUCGCCUAAGAAGCCUCGAUUGUCUCGUUUCAAGCUAUCCUCGACGGCUUUGUCUAUGGACCUUUUCUCCUACUCCGGGAUUUGAGUCUCUAGCCCCAGUGUCUGCAAGUCAGGGCAAAGAUGAAUCCGGUAGACUGCUCGUCGGCUCUACUACGUUGAAAGUCUCCUCUUCUGGCAGUGUGUCCUCGUCAGAUUUGGUCAAGAAUCUCUCGGCAGAGCCUCAAAAUGCGGCAGGUGCAGCCGGGUCGCAAAGACCGAAUGCGCCUACACCAUUCGCCACAAUCUACGCAUCAUUUAUCUCGGCACUUAUGGGAACGUUAAGCCUGCAGUUAAUACAGCAGACGAGCGCAGUUCCACUCGGGUCACGCACCCUUCUCACUCUCGAUGGCAAAGAUCUUGAUGAGACCAUCGGCUUCAGCAAUGAAAGCUUAGCUUUCGCCCCAUCGCUGACUACGCUUCAGCUUCAACUGAUAGCGGCUGGAAAGCUGACUGUAGCGUUGCAAACCGUGUCACAACCGGGUCUUAUGAGACUUUGCAACCCCGAAGACGACUCUUCAGAGGUCCUCGACAUUCCAACGGGUACGGAUCUGUGGCUAUCACCCAGCGGGUCAAUCGCCAGACUAGUGACGACAAAUCCAGGUCUGAAGGUGGCUUCAUCGCCUUAUCCGUUCGGCGCAGGAGGCGUGGGAGCUGAUUGGUCGGACCCGGCGAACCGCAAACAGUGGAUGGUCAAUGUACUGGGUUGGCUUGCCAAUUUUGGUCUUCCAAUCAGUGGGAUCGACGAAGACUCAUGGGUGGAGGUUGAAGUUUGGGAACCAUUCUACUCUAGACUGGCUGGGGAAACAUGGCGGCCGAACGAUGGAGGCUUAUCAACGCUUCCUCUCAAGCGCAUUCUUUGGCCAGCUAUCUACUGCUUCAGAAGGACAAAAUCAGCAUCUUCAGACUCCUAUGGUGAAAUGGAAAGCGUCUGUGCUGUUGUCGAUGACCCUCUAGACUUUGCAGAAAAGUGGCACGUAUUAGAGAACCCCAGCCCUAACGAAACGAGCCCUAAACCUCCAUCCGUUGCUCCGGAAUCCGAGACCAAAGACCAAGAUGCGCCCACCCCCGAUACGAUGGGGUUGCCGGAAGGGUUAGAAAGCCUUUCGCGGGCUUCACAGUACCCAGACAUCCAACCUGCAAGUCUUGUAUACCCGACCCCGCCAGACGGGGCCACGACAGCCGGACUCAAUCCUAUCACCGUCUCCUCAGAUGCAUUUUCCGAGGACUUCUACAACAAUUCCACCCUUCCUCAACAGACCAGACAGAUGUCUUUUGGCCAACCCCACAGUAAGGACCGCGCUGGACUGGAUGUGACGAUAGGGUUUGGCCCUUCGGCAGGGCUUGCCGUUGGGUCUGGACUGUACGAUACCAACGAUGACGAUGAUCUAUUUGGGGAUAUGAACGAGAGGGAUUUUGGAGCCAAAGGGAUCACAGAUGCGGACUUUAGCUUCUUUGAUGACCCAAGCUUUGAUCGUAUGGAUGAAGAGGGCCAUACAGGUGCUCUUCACGAUAUGCCGGACUUUGUUGAGGCAGAGCCCCUUGGUGUACAGCCUACGCCGGUUGAGCAGGGCUUCCCUGAAUUGGUGCAAGAGAUGAUUGAGGCGCAGAAUUUUAUACCCGACGCAGACAAAAUGGAUGUGACAGCUGAAGAUCAGACUGAACAGCCCGUGGAUGAAAAGAACACCCCUCCAUCAUCGCCUCAUGCAGACAAUGUCGGCACGAUAAGCCCGCCAUUGAGCCCUGUCGAGGUCAAGAAAUUUCUCUUUCCCGAGCCGCAAACCGAAAGUCAACCUCUCCAGAACGGACAGAUGCCGGCGCAUUACCGACCUAUUCACUUCAGGCAAGGGGUUUCCGGUUGGGAUCACAAAUACAGCACUGAAGGAAAGUUCUGGUUUACAAUGCGCGGAAAAGAUACCUCCGCGAACGUCACGGCCACCACAAAGAGUGAUAUUCCAACCAUCGGCCUUCUUCGCCGCAGUACAAAGUCGAAGAAAAGUGCGGGUGCCACACUGUCCGACGAUCGCGACAGUCUUGCGGGUGAGGAAAUGCUGCAACUAGUUACAGGCACGGAGAUGAGCGACGCUGCAAGUACUGACAGCGAAGGAUCUGGGUCGGACAGCGAUACGUCACCGACAACGUACUCUACGCGCAAAAGAAAACGCAGUCGUUCGAACUCCACAAAAUCGUUGGCUUUGUCUCCAGAAAAUGCUUCCUUGAACGUGCAGCAAGACGCAGCAAAUCCACGUCCCGAGGAUUCCGUCUUCUUGGGCAAUUUCCUUUCAACUUUCUCCGACUGGUCCUUGGCCGGCAACUUCUCGAUUUCUCAGAACCAAACCUUCCCCGUCCUUCUUCAGAAAGAAUUGCAAAUUCAAAUUGCCCAGAUUCUGGUUGAUCAAGUGACGCAAUCUUCUCUGGAUCACAAGUACGAUGGUGGUACUAUUGGUCUUUCCGCCUGUGAAAAUGACGCUCAUUCUCCCCAGAACGUUGACGACCAAUCGUUUAUGGGCGGUAUCGAAAGGCUCGACCUGAAUAGCUUUGUCUCGUUGCAGGAUAAUUUAGCACUUUCUCCUGCCCCUGGCAGUGCCCAGGCGCGACAACCUACUCAGCGGAGGGAAACAGGCAAAGGCACCAUUUCUCGUCUCAGUCCACCACACCUACGCGUCUGUCGAGGCAAAGAUUUCCUAGAAACACUACCACCAGCGAUCCCUUUCUGGGAGACAUUUGGAUUAGGACCGGCUCACGGCCAGAAAGACAUACUCGCUUAUUGCAUCCACCCUCAUACCGCCGCAGAAGCUGCCGAUACCUUUCUAGAUCGCCUUGGCUUAGUAUACUCAGGCUGCAAUCUGGGGGUUCACGAUCGAGGGGAUGGAUCGAACCUUUUCAACCGUGGCUUGGGCUCGUGGGACAUUGGUCUGGCACAUAAACGCUAUUCAUCUAUCAUGCAAUCCUUGAAGACAAUAUGCGAAGAAUUAGGAGCUGCUUUGUUGAAGGAUCCGCCCGGCAAGGAUAACAAUCUCCUUGUCUAUAUCGUCAACCCUUUUACCCACGCUGCAGCAUUGGUCGAUAUCUGCUCGGCCUUCUGGAGUCUGUUUCAGAAUUAUGUGGCCGAUGCUGACCGGCAACAGGCACGGCAACUAAAUGAACUUGUACUGCAGAUUGUUCCCCUUGACUUUCUCAUGUCGAACGAAUCGUUAGUUGUGCCUCCUCAAGCCGACUACUUGAACCUGGCUCUUGAAGUCUACAGCCGGUGCCCACCCAAGUCGCCUGAUUCUAGCCUAGUCAACGGCGCACCUCCGAUGCUUCUUGCGGAACCUCUUCCCAAGACAAUCAACUUCAAACUUUCAUCCGAGAAGACCUCUCCACUGCAAGAAGGAAAAUGUCUCCACAUUGCGUGCUCCAGAAGUCAAGACCAAAGAUGGCUAAGUGUGGCCUGGUCCGACAACACGGGGGCCCUGCAGCGGACCAUGUCCUAUUGUCUCCGCUUCCGCAACUCGUCAGCAGUCCGAAGUGUUGCGGAAGUACGCGGUGAAAUCUGGGGGGCAACGAAGGACAUCAUGGACAGGACUCAGGCGCGCUGGCGGGUUGUUGUCGCCAACACGGAUCCUAUAGAUCAGGAGGAAAUUGACUCCUGGACAAACUUUACAGAGCAGUACAAUAAGUCCCGAUCAACAAAUCUGGAUUUGACGAUCCUGAGUGUCAGCACUACGCCCGAUCUUACACUCGAGCCACCUUUCUUGCCCUUGACAAUGAGCGCCGUCAACCCCCUCGCAUCAACCUCGCCGAUCGCUACGCCGAAUCCUAGCAUUUCGUCACCCGACCAAAUCAGCACGGCGCCCACCCCUCCCAGCGGAGCUAAUGCGCCUCUCAACGCGCCCACCCCGACAGCAGAAACCAAUCCUGAAAUCGAGUCCGAAUCCCUCCUCAUGGACAUAUGCGACGAGACGUGGGGCGUCGUCCUGUCGCACCGGCUCAACAGCUCUAUGCAUCAAACUGAGUAUCGGCCCGCGCUGGCCAGCGGAUAUCUCCUCCGCAGGCGAGGCUCCACCGACGGAGACGGGGUAUUUACCAUGGGCGCUAACGUCAUCUACACGCGGCGUCCGUCGACUUCCUACGACGCCCUCCUCCGAGAUAUCCUAAGCAUGUACCGAGAUCUUGCCAGUCUGGCUCGGGCUCGGGGCACUCGAGCGGUGCAGCAGGGUACCUUACCGUGGCACAUUGCCACGGUAGUCAAGGCUCAGGCACUUCUGAGCUACGUUCUCUGAUUCCUUUUCUUUUUCUUGCCUCAUUGCGUGUUUAACUAGUUCAUUAUACCAUGUUGCGGCCGGUGGGUGUGAAGAUGCGGGCGUUUGGUGCUUGCUUCUCUCUCCUGCUAGAUUUGCUUCAAACAUCCCGGGGUAUCUGUAUAUAAUUCAU
Messenger RNA from Aspergillus homomorphus CBS 101889, 4981 nucleotides. RefSeq lists its product as uncharacterized. The transcript has 5 exons. Lineage: Eukaryota; Fungi; Ascomycota; Eurotiomycetes; Eurotiales; Aspergillaceae. The record is from RefSeq and is a predicted model, not a curated record. Gene Ontology annotation, biological process: regulation of transcription by RNA polymerase II. Gene Ontology annotation, cellular component: mediator complex. Gene Ontology annotation, molecular function: transcription coregulator activity. The coding region runs from base 361 to 4830 and encodes 1489 amino acids.